Molecule: messenger RNA, 5583 nt
Organism: Myripristis murdjan (pinecone soldierfish)
Lineage: Eukaryota; Metazoa; Chordata; Actinopteri; Holocentriformes; Holocentridae
Gene: itgb5
Product: integrin, beta 5
Exons: 16
Coding region: 626-3022 (798 amino acids)
Biological process (GO): transforming growth factor beta receptor signaling pathway; cell migration; cell-cell adhesion
Cellular component (GO): cell surface; integrin complex; focal adhesion
Molecular function (GO): integrin binding
Source: RefSeq, a predicted model, not a curated record
CAACCGCUGAAGCAAUGAAAGGGUUAAUGGUAAUCCCUUUCGCCUGUAGUUGGGAAUAGGCGGAGACUCCCAACUUGGAUGCAAACCGGAGAGACGAGCAAACUUGGAGGGGAAAAUCAGUACGAGUCGCAGGCUUGGAGUUGCGUGCAUUUGUCGAUUUUGGACUUUUCCGAUUGAUAUUCCAACGGGAUCUGGACGUGUCGGAUCGAAAAGAGAAAUAAAAUCGAUGGAGAGGUCGGGGAAGCGGGAUUAGUGUCAGCUAUGGGUGAGCGGGCAGGGACGUGGAAGGCUGCAGAGGCGUCCCGACAGUGUAACUCAGCGGACUGCACUUCAACAGGGCUCUAAACAAGGCUGUGGAGGAUUUGCACGGAAUGCCUCAAAGGAAUGGAAACUUGCCCGUCGCGUCUCUUGGAUCUUUUAUUAUGAGACCAGAAUAAGCGCUUUGGAAUAAGAGUUGAAAUGGUCAGAGUGCACUUCGGUCCACGACGACUGAACCCAGUGUCAAGCCGGGCAGGAAAGUAAAAAAAAUAAAAACAAAAAAAAAUCAACUUGAAAGCUCUAGAGAUAAAUUAAAAAACAAAAAACUGCCACUGUUUGUCAACUAAUAAACACGCAAAGUGCAGUCAUGUGGACCCCGAGGAUAUGGAUGUGCUGCAUGCUUCUGGAAACAUUUAUGCACGGUGUUCGAGGUCUCAACAUGUGUAUGGGUGGCAGUGCUACAUCCUGUGAAGAAUGCCUUCUCAUCCAUCCCAGCUGCGCCUGGUGCGCACAAGAGGAUUUUGGGAGGGGGCGGACGCUGACGUCACGCUGUGAUUUUAGUCAGAACCUGCAGAAGAGAGGCUGCGAGUCCCAGUUUAUCGAGUUCCCCAGCAGCAGCACCUCAGUCCUGAAAAACGUACCCCUCAGUUCUAAAGGGUCAGGGCCAACCCAGUAUGAUGUCACCCAGAUUAUGCCUCAGAAGAUCUCUCUCAGCCUGCGACCGGGUGACCAGACGUGGUUUGAGGUGCAGGUGCGGCAGGUGGAGGAUUACCCGGUAGACCUCUACUACCUCAUGGACCUCUCUCUUUCCAUGAAAGAUGACCUGGACACGAUCCGCAACCUGGGCACCAAGCUGGCCCAGGAGAUGGGCAAGCUCACCAGCAACUUCCGGCUGGGCUUUGGCUCCUUCGUGGACAAGAACAUGUCGCCCUUUUCCUACACAGCACCCAAAUACCAGGAGAAUCCAUGCAACGGGUACAAGCUGUUCCCCAACUGUGUCCCCUCCUUCGGUUUCCGCCACAUCCUGUCGCUGACGGACAAGGUGGACCGUUUCAACGAGGAGGUGCAGAAGCAGAUGGUGUCCCGCAACCGGGACGCACCAGAGGGCGGGUUUGACGCCAUCCUGCAGGCUUCUGUUUGUAAGGAGAGGAUAGGCUGGAGGAAGGAGGCCUACCACCUGCUGGUGUUUGCCACAGACGACGUGCCCCACCUGGCUCUGGAUGGCAAGCUGGGCGGCCUGGUCCAGCCUCAUGACGGGCGGUGCCACCUGGAUGGCAACAACGAGUACAGCGCCUCCACUAUGAUGGACUACCCUUCCCUGGCUCUCCUGGGGGAGAAAUUGGCAGAAAACAACAUCUAUCUCAUCUUUGCGGUCACCAAACGGUUAUACGUCAUUUAUAAGAAUUUUACUGCACUGAUACCGGGAACCACAGUAGAAAUCCUGGACCAGGACUCUAAGAAUAUUAUUCAACUUAUCAUCAAUGCCUACAAUAACAUCCGCUCAAAAGUGGAGCUGACAGUGUGGGACCAUCCGGAGGACAUUAGUCUGUCCUUCACCGCCACCUGCCAGGAUGGACAGCCUCUGCCGGGCCUCAGGAAGUGUGCCGAUCUCAAGAUAGGAGACACGGUGUCAUUCAACGUGAGCGUGGAGGCGAGGAGCUGUCCUCCCCGCGGCACCGACCAGAGCUUCACCAUCAAGCCUGUGGGCUUCAAGGACCGCCUGGAAGUGGCCGUGGAUUAUCGGUGUGACUGCAGCUGCAGCCGCACAGCAAGAGCCAACAGCAGCAUCUGCAGCUCCAUAGGGACCUAUAACUGCGGCACCUGUCGCUGUGAGCCGGGCUACCUGGGCGCCCGCUGCGAGUGCCAGGAGGGCGAGACCAGCAGCAUGUACCUCAGCGCCUGCCGGGAGGCCGAGGGCAAGCAGGUCUGCAGCGGCCGAGGGGAGUGCAGCUGCAACCAGUGCCUGUGCUAUGAGUCAGAGUUUGGCAAGAUCUACGGCAGCUUCUGCGAGUGUGACGACUUCUCCUGUGCCCGACACAAAGGCAUACUCUGCUCAGGUCAUGGAGAGUGCCACUGUGGGGAGUGCAAGUGCCAUGCCGGCUACAUCGGCGACAACUGUAACUGCUCCACGGAGACGUCCCCCUGCAUUUCAGAUGACGGGCAGAUGUGCAGCGGGCGGGGCAGCUGUGUGUGCGGCCGCUGCCAGUGCACCGAACCAGGGGCCUUUGGAGAUACCUGUGAAAAAUGCCCCACCUGCCCCGAUGCCUGUGGCACCAAGAGAGAGUGUAUUGAGUGCCGGCUUUUCAACUCGGGGCGGCUUGCCGACAACCAGACCUGCCAGCGCCUGUGCAAAGAUGAAAUCAUCACUGUGGAGACCCUCAAAACCGAUGACCCCGGCGCCGUGCUUUGUCUUUACAAGACAGACAACGACUGUGUCAUGAAGUUUACGUACUCCGAACACGCCAAUGGGCAGUCCGUCCUCACAGCUCUCCAAGAGCCUGAGUGUGGUGGUGGGCCAGAUGCAAUGAUGGUGUUGCUGGCCGUGGUGGGCAGCAUCCUGCUGGUGGGCAUCGUGCUGCUGGCCGCCUGGAAGCUGGUUAUCACCAUUCACGACCGGCGAGAGUUUGCACGCUUCCAGAGUGCACGCUCCCGCGCACGAUACGAGAUGGCCUCCAACCCCCUGUACAAGCACCCCAUCUCUACCCACGCAGUCGAGACAGACUUCAACAUGUACGGCAAGUCCUACAACGGAGGGGUGCACUGAUCCCUCUCCCCAGGGCACGGCAGGACCGGUCCAAGUAGCAGAACCCAGGAGGGGCGAGGCCGCGGUGGAAAAGUUGACUGAACACACCCGAGCCUCGGCGCAACUGAUAACAGAGGCGAAAUGAACCAAGACUGUGUCCGAGGGAAAUUUUGUGGCCUUCAUGUAUUUUUUUUUUUCUUUCCUUGCUGGGAGGAGAAGCCAGCCGACCACAGAGAUGCGAUGUGACUUCUGUUUUAGUCUGCGUAGUUUGCUGAUUGCAGUGGAAGUCGGCGGAGGAGCAGCGAAGCGUGGACUCCCGGGGCUUGUUUAGAGAGCGAGCGGGCAGAGUUAGCAAUGAGUUUGUCUAUAGUAAUAAGCCAGUUGGAUGUCGUAUAAGAGAAACAAACUCACACAAACUUGUUCACAAACACAAAUAACUCCUACCACAUAAAAAGCAGUACGCGUUCAUUGUACAGAAUAGGCAAGGCAUUGGCUUAUAUUGUAAUGUAUAUUUUUUUAAAUUUUGAAAAUGCCUUUUUCACUACCAACUAUGCAUCGUACAGUACUUCGCAUUCAACAAGUGGAACUUCAUACAGCAUCGUUUCAAAUUCACAAGGUUAUAAAAAAAAAAAACAAACAAACAAGCACAUAUUUUUGAAGGUGGCUGUGAUGGCAUUGUGGUACUACUAACAUUUAAUGAGCAAUAGACUUACUUCUUACCCUCAUUUUGCACAGAGAAUAUUAGGAGUCAGUCUCUUAAGGAUUUUCACUCUUUUUGUUGUGUUUGUGUGUUGUACGCUCCAGUUGCACUCCCUUCUCUUACUCUGUGUUGCAGGGUAACAACUUUAAAGGAUCACGCAAAUGUUACUGAAAGAUUUAGUCCAUUUACAACACAGCUGCAUUACUACCGACCACUUUCCAAAGCACACCAUCCUUCCUUUUUUGUUUUUUUUUUUUUUGUAGUGAAUACAGUUCCUCUUCUUUUAGUAUUCAAAUAUUGAGAUGAUGACGCUACCUUAAAAUUCUCUGCUGCUGCACCAGCAAACAUUUAAGCCUGGGAUUAAAAGUUGUGGACUGUAAUUAGUUUGUAAAUCAAUCUUUUUUUUUUCCACAGACUGUUCUCAUGCAGAGAUGUACAUUCUGCUGUGUGAGUGUCUUUACAUAGAAAGCAUUUCUGAGAUUGACAUAGAGGAGUGGCGCAUUCCCCUGCUGUUGGAUAAAUUGGAAAAGUUUCCUAUUUGUUAGUUGGCCAGACUCUUCUAACUUUUUAAUGAAAAAAGAGGAAGCAAAAUGCACAUCCACAGUGUCUGUGCUGGCUUAUUGUUCAUCUUCUGGGUUUUGGGAUUUUCUGACCAAAUAGAGCAUGAAUGCAGUGCUGUUUGCCAGCCAACUUUGAAGUCCCAGAUGUCAGAGCUUCCUACCAGCAUUUGAACACACCAUAAGGCAUUUCAGACAAAUAUCAGCGUUACGCUAAUUAUCAAACAGCAAUAAAGCCACUCUGACAAGAAAUAAUCCCAGGUAGGACAUUCACAGUGAUAAUUACCUAUUUCAAGCAUGCUUAGUUUCUGCAAGUUGAUUUUCUCUCUAUAGGGAAAUGAAUGGAAAUAAAUCACUGUCUGGAAUGUAGGAGAAAAUGUUCAAAUGUCUGAAAAAGUAUUGUGUGCUUUGGAAAUGGUCAGAGGUAAUUUAAGGUCCAUGAGAGUCCUUGUAGUAAAAAUGCACAAAAACAUUUGUAUGGUCCUUUAAACCUGCAGCCUCGACACCGUCAGCAAUCCCUGUCAAUCGCAAAUCAAUUCACAGAUUAAAUACCGUAUAAGCCAUAAUGUGGUUCCUGCCUUGCAUUCAGAUGACAAGAUUUGUUGGCGUCAUUAUCUGUGUCAGUAUACAGUAGAUCACAUCCUGGACUGUACACACAUUUGAGAGCAAAUAUGUAAUGGCCUUGAAUUCAUUUAGAAUUGGGCAAAUGACCCAGAAUAAGGUCCCGGUGUCAUGGUGUCCUCCCUGCCUGCUCUGGGAAGGGCGGACAGACCUGAACAACUUCAACUCGGGUCAUAAAUCCGACUCACCAUUCCCACAGGAAGAGGCGGGGUCUGGAAAUGGCAGUGGGCGAUUUGACAGGGAUUCAGAAUCCAUUAGGACGGGUCAGUCUGGAGUAGGGAGGGUGCUAUGUGGCCUUUUUUGUAAUGGUCUUUAAAAAAAAAUGAUGGAGACUUGCAGUUUGUGUGAGUGAGUGAAAGUGAGUAUGCAGCAGUGUGUGUGUGCGUGUGUGAGAGAGAGUGUGAGAUGAAGAGUGUGUAUAAACAUGUACAUAUGGUGCCAAAUGCAAUAUGAAAACUUGUUCAGUUGCCGAGUGUGUACUUGGCUUAACCGUGCGUCUUGGCAUGGCAUCAAAAAAAAAAAUGCACUGGCACACAAACUUUUUUCCGUUCAACCAUAAAGCGACAGUGCAGCAUUCAUCCUGUACAGUGCCAACCAUUUUCCCAUGGCUGCAUCGCCCACCAGCGGACUCACACUCCUACAUCUUUAUGUAAUACUGCGCACAGAGCAGAUAUGCAAAAGGACAAUAAACUGAUUUAUGUCAA